ACACGGUCGCUCGUUAAUCCGUAACACCGGAACGUUGUUCGCAGGCGUUGUUUCCAGAGGGGGGACAUUUCAGAGGCAACUGCUGCCUGCUGAAAAAGUUCCGUCCAGUUCUUGUUGUCGAACUUUACGGUCGGUUCGGCUCGUGACGGACCGUCUUUAACCGUUUUUAACUCUUACCUGCAGGCACAGGUGCUGGCGUUUAGCGGUAACCAUGGUUACUUUUAUCUAGCGCCCCGCUGGGUGCAAUGACAUUGACAGCUGAGGGCAGCGUGUCUGUUCACGUCCUGUUAUAACUUCACUGUGGAGGAGCUGCAGCACGGAGCAGGAGGAGCAUGGCUUUACUCACCUGUGUUCACCUGUUCAGGAGCUCCCGACCUGCACACCUGACCCGAACCCUCCAGGUGUGCAGACAAGCCGCGAGGAAGCCUCCUCAGGUCAGAGCUCUGUUUCCCUGCAGCAAUGCAAGGACGGCUUGUUUCCAGACUAGUCCCAAAAGAACCACUUCACCCCUACAUCCUGGUCCUGGUCCUGGUUCUGGUCCUGGUUCUGUUCACUUCCACACCUCAGCCUCUGCGCGCGCCCUGCCUGCUCCUCUCAUAUGGCUGGUGAUCAAACCUCUGCAGAAGCUCGUGGCCAUAAUACUAGGCAGGAGUCUCAGGAAGUGGUGGGUGGCUCUACCAGCCAACCGCCGGCAGCUCAUGCGCGAACGGACCUGGCAGCGUCGCUGGCAUCUGGCAGCGGGGGCAGGUGUUGCUAUGGUGAUGGCAGCCCUCUGUCUCCUGACCCACCUGGAUGAGUCUCCAGUGACGGGACGGACCCGGCUCUUAGUGUUCAGCCGAGAGAACUACAUGGAGCUGGCAGCUCAGACUUCAGAGAUGUACAUGGAGGAGUUUGCAGAGCUGCUGGUUCCAGUCACCGACCCUCGUCACCAGGUGGUGGAGCGCGUUGUGCAGCACCUGGCACAGAGAAACAAGGACAUCCCUGAAGUGUCUGAUGUCACCUGGACUGUCCAUGUGGUGCAAAGCCCCAAUGUCAACGCCUUUGUCCUGCCGAACGGGCAAGUGUUCAUGUUCACAGGAAUGCUGGACACCGUUGCAGAUGUUCACCAGCUCACCAUUAUCCUGGGACACGAGAUGGCUCACGCUUUAUUGGGACACUCUGCAGAACAGGCCAGUCUGUCUCAUGUCGUGGACCUCCUGUCCCUUAUUCUGCUGACAGCCAUCUGGGCCGUGUGUCCUCGAGACAGCCUGGCACUGCUGGGACAGUGGGUACAAGAAAAACUUUCUCAGUUGAUGUUCAGCCGUCCCUACAGUAGAAAACUGGAAGCUGAGGCCGAUAAAGUCGGAUUGCAGUUGGCUGCUAAGGCCUGUGCAGAUGUGCGAGCAGGACCCGUAUUCUGGCAACAAAUGGAAAUCAGAGACCAGCUGAGUGGAGAGCCCACCUUCCCCGAGUGGCUGUCCACACACCCGUCACACAGGAACAGAUUCACUCAGCUGGAUCGCCUCAUACCUGAGGCUCUGGAGUUAAGGGAGAGCUGCGUCUGCCCUGCUCUACCUGCUACUGACCCUCGUGCCGUCUUCUCCAAGAGCGUCCGCGUGCUGCUGGAAAACGCAGAGAACCAGGGGAAAGGAGGGCAAGAAGGGGCACUCAAGCACCACCUGCCCCACAGCCCAGCCUCACUCCCCACCGGACUGCCUGCAGCACUGCUAGCCCAAACCGCCCUCCCUCCUUCCCCAAAUGCGGAUAAAGAAAGUACAGACCCGGUCCCACUCGUAGCUUCAGAGUUGGCUGUUGCUGCCCCCGUUCUUGCUCCUUCUGAGGGGUCCCAGCACACAGUGCAAAGCACCAGCUGACAGGAGUAUUAAAUCCUUAUAAACUCUAACAAAGCUCUAGUUUUUACAGACUGGAUUUGGUGAAUGGAUGAUUGGUGUAUUGGUAAGGAAGCAUAAUCACCACCAAGCUAUUUACUGCAGCUAAGAGACGUUUUUUUUUUUUAAUCUAUUGUAAAUUUCAGAACACAGGUACACAGGAGGUAAAGGGGUAAAGUUCUCACCCACCAUCACUGGAUUAGUCCUUUUCGCUACACUGGAAAAUAAGUGGCUGGGGUCUAAAUGGGAAUAAAACUGAUGGAACAAGUCAGCAGAAAUAUUCAAGGCCUCUCCGAACCUUUCCCUGUACUUCAGCAGCCUGCUGAUUGAAGUAAAGAGAUUGUUAACCAAGUCUGGUGACUACAAAGAUGCCACAUUAAUUAGAUAACCUCGAACAUGGAAAUGCUGAAUGAAUCUUAGUAACGCUUCCAUACAUUUCAAGAUUAAUAUAUGCAUUAUUCAUCGAUACACGGUAACAGACGAGAGUAAGCACUUUAUGUGCGCAUGUUGGAGGCUUUGACCAUGGCAGGCAGAGGACAUCUACAUUCUCAUUAUGACUACUGCAUUCUCAUGCCACACACACACACACACACACACAGCACUUUAUGCAUUCUCUAGCCUGAGGGACUUAAUGGUGUAAAUUUAUGCCGGGUUGUUUGCAGGUUUUAAAACACAGCCUUUGGCACGGGAAUGCCAAUAUCCUCCGUCAAGCUUUGAGAAAUCUUUCAUGGGAUUUUCUUUAAAAAAUCUUAUUUAACAAGGCAAGCUGACUUAGAAAACAUCAGCAUUUACAGGAAGCAGCCCACAGGAGCAGUAUGACAAAGGGAGGUCAGUUAUGGUUCAUAUGUUGGUAAUCUUUGGUUAAAACAAAGCGGCACACUUGGUUUAACUGUGAAAUAAAAGUGCUGCAGUGUUUUCAUUUGGGAUGAAUCCUUUUUUAUUUGUGUCAUGCAUUUGAGGCGCUGGGUCUGUAUCAGCUUACAAAACAUCAGUAAGAAGUCUAUACACGUGCUGUGGAAGCUUUGUUUUGUUGCCAAUGGGGUAGGUCUAUAUUAAGAGUAUUUGUCUAUAUUAGAAUAAGUGGCCUGUGAUAGGGUUUGCGCAAAGCUGUGCGGAAAAUAAGCCAAGGGAAUAUUGGUUUUUGCAUAUCAAUAACUCGGUAGGAACGUGCUCUGUUUGCAA
Molecule: messenger RNA, 3050 nt
Organism: Larimichthys crocea (large yellow croaker)
Lineage: Eukaryota; Metazoa; Chordata; Actinopteri; Sciaenidae
Gene: oma1
Product: OMA1 zinc metallopeptidase
Exons: 8
Coding region: 333-1853 (506 amino acids)
Biological process (GO): mitochondrial protein processing; protein quality control for misfolded or incompletely synthesized proteins
Cellular component (GO): mitochondrial inner membrane
Molecular function (GO): metalloendopeptidase activity
Source: RefSeq, a predicted model, not a curated record